AUGGCGACUUUGACGAGGUGGGCCGACGCGCCCGGGACGCUCGUCGCCGUCGGCGCCUCCGUGGCCCUCGGCCUCUUCUACGCGGCGUUCCAGCUCCACUUGCUCCCGGUGCCGCUCGCGCGCAUUGCUGGACGGCUCUACUUUUACCCGACGCUGCCCUUGACGUACCUUGCGCGGCGCAAGAACUAUUUCACGCUCGUCGACUCGCACGUCUUCCUGGGCGCUGUGCCCAUUGCCGCGCUCGGCCAUGUCGAGCAAAUGCACGCGCGGGGCGUCCGCGCGGUCGUCAACCUCUGCGACGAGUACGCUGGGCCGGUUGUGGCGUACCGCAAGCGGGGCAUCCAGCAGCUCUGGCUCCCGACCGUCGACCACACGGAGCCGUCGCUCGAAGACAUUCGCAAGGCGAUCGACUUUAUCUCGUUCCACAAGGAGCGCGGGUCGCGCGUCUACAUCCACUGCAAGGCGGGCGCCGGGCGCAGCGCCACCAUCGCGUUCUGCUGGCUCCUCCACGCCAAAGAGACGUGGAACCUCCCCGAGACGCAGCUCUAUCUGAGCGUACGGCGCAAGGUACGCAAGACGCUUGGCCAGCAGCCGAAUGCCAUCGCGUACUUUGCGUCCCUUCGCCCGCCGGUCACAUCGCCCGUCUUUCCCGCGACGCUGUCCAAGGCUGGACAAUAA
Saprolegnia diclina VS20 is the source of this 678-nucleotide messenger RNA. RefSeq lists its product as hypothetical. Bases 1 to 678 code for a protein of 225 amino acids. The record is from RefSeq and is a predicted model, not a curated record. NCBI's taxonomy places the organism in Eukaryota, Oomycota, Saprolegniomycetes, Saprolegniales, Saprolegniaceae. The transcript has 2 exons. Gene Ontology annotation, biological process: protein dephosphorylation. Gene Ontology annotation, molecular function: phosphatidylinositol-4,5-bisphosphate 5-phosphatase activity; protein tyrosine/serine/threonine phosphatase activity.